This is a messenger RNA of Triplophysa rosa, 3363 nucleotides long. It is a transcript of the gene map3k9, whose product is annotated as mitogen-activated protein kinase kinase kinase 9. Gene Ontology annotation, biological process: protein phosphorylation. Gene Ontology annotation, molecular function: ATP binding; protein binding; JUN kinase kinase kinase activity. Bases 292 to 3351 code for a protein of 1019 amino acids. The record is from RefSeq and is a predicted model, not a curated record. Lineage: Eukaryota; Metazoa; Chordata; Actinopteri; Cypriniformes; Nemacheilidae. The transcript has 11 exons.
CCGCUGGAAUCAUGUGCUGGGAGGGGGACGAGUGCUGCCUCAGAGGCGGGCGAGGGGUACGGGACAAUGUUGUAGCCAAUUAAAGCAAAAAGUGCCUUAUGUUCGGGACCGAAAGAUCUUUUAACGAGCCCGAGCGGUCCUGUUUAUGAUAUGAGGUGGGCAGCGGGUCUGGUGAACGGUGAGGCGAGAGGGUGUUUGAAUUGAUUGCGGUUUCUCUGCUGCAGCUUUGCGCCCGGACUUGAGCUCUGCGGCAGGUGAGGUGCUGAACCGUCGCCCCUAUGGAUCGGCACCAUGGAUGCUUUCAAUUUCUCCUUUAGCAGCAGCGGCCCGGACAGUAAAGAGGGUGAUGAAGGCGCGGAGCCCUCCGUCCAAGCAUGGACGCGUAUCCCCGGGCAUGGCCCUGCAGCGGCGGCGACUCCGUCUGGAGCCGGAUACUGGACCGCCGUGUUUGAUUACGAUGCCACCGCCGAGGACGAGCUCAGUCUGCAGAAGGGGGAUCGGGUAGAGGUGUUGUCCAAAGACUCGCUGGUGUCAGGCGAUGAGGGGUGGUGGACAGGUAUGAUCGAGGACCGCGUCGGUAUUUUCCCCAGUAACUACGUGAGCAGCGGUAACGGCAUCUCAGAGAAGAUUCGGGACACGCCGGAGGACUACUCCGAUUAUUCGGUGCCUCAGUUACACUUGCUCCAGAUAGAUUUCAGUGAGUUGGCUUUGGAGGAAAUGAUCGGAGUUGGAGGUUUUGGUAAAGUGUACCGUGCCAUUUGGAAAGGCCAGGAGGUUGCAGUGAAAGCAGCCCGCCGGGACCCUGACGAGGACGCGUCACAGACGCUGGAAAGCGUCCGUCAGGAGGCCAAGCUCUUCGCCAUGUUGAAACACCCUAACAUCAUGGGCCUUCUGGGCAUGUGUCUGCAGGAACCAAACCUCUGUCUGGUCAUGGAGUACGCCCGUGGUGGGCCGCUCAACCGGGCACUGGCUGGGAAACGUAUCCCUCCGCACACGCUUGUGGACUGGGCUGUACAGAUUGCACGUGCCAUGCUCUACCUGCACUGCCAGGCCAUUGUACCUGUCAUCCACAGAGACCUGAAGUCUAGCAACAUUCUGAUUCUGGAGCGGGUGGAGAAUGAUGAUCUGAGCAACAAAACUCUAAAGGUGACUGAUUUCGGUUUGGCUCGAGAGUGGCAUCGGACCACGAAGAUGAGCGCGGCGGGGACGUAUGCCUGGAUGGCUCCUGAGGUCAUCAGGUCCUCGACUUUCUCCAAGGGUAGUGACGUCUGGAGUUACGGAGUUUUGUUGUGGGAACUGCUAACAGGAGAAGUGCCAUUUCGUGGCAUUGAUAGCCUGGCGGUAGCUUACGGUGUGGCCAUGAAUAAACUGGCGCUGCCAAUCCCCUCCACCUGCCCUGAGCCAUUUGCAAGGCUAAUGGAAGACUGUUGGAAUGUGGACCCUCAUGCACGACCUCCUUUCACCAGUAUUCUGGAUCAGCUGACAACUAUUGAGGAGUCUGGAUUCUUUGAAAUGCCAGCAGAAUCCUUCCAAUCCCUGCAGGAUGACUGGAAGCUGGAGGUUCAGGAGAUGUUUGACCAACUCAGAGCCAAAGAAAAGGAGUUAAGAUCCUGGGAGGAAGAACUGAGUCGUGCCGCUCUACAGCAGAAGUACCAGGAAGAGGCUUUACGGCGGCGUGAGCAGGAAUUGGCGGAGAGAGAAAUUCACAUCCUGGAGCGAGAGCUCAACGUCAUCAUUCACCAGCUGUACCAGGAGAAACCUCGUGUCCAACACCGGCAUGGAAAGUUUCGGCGCAGUCGGCUUAAACUGCGUGAUGGGAAUCGUAUCAGCCUGCCGUCCGAUUUUCAGCAUAAGAUCACAGUACAGGCGUCUCCAUCUUUAGACAGGAGGUGGAGCUUCCUGGGUAGUAACUCCACCCCUCCUAAUAGCCCCCCUGUUUUGCCACGCCUCCGAGCAAUCCAGUUGACCCCUGGGGUUGGAGGUCAACCUUGGGGUCGUAAUACUGCAUUCCAGUAUGAUGAAGAAGAGGAGAGAAAAUGCUCACGGAAAAAAGUGAGAACGCAACGAGAACACAGUGCUGAUGAAAGUUUAAGGACACCUAAAGAGGGCAGUCGGCAGCGUUCUUGCAGUGCCCCAAACCUGCGCCGGUCCCCCAGACAUAGUCCCGCUGUACCCGGAGUGUCCAGCCUGGCAGAGAUGGAAAAUGAAGACUGCUGCUUUCCAUCCGAGUCAGCUGACUCGCCCGGCCAAUCAUACCUCUGCAUCCCGUUCCACAGGGAUGGACCCGCUGCCGACAGUUACUGCAUGGAGAGCGGCACGGCUGGUGCGGCCCCUGACGUAUCACCUAGUUAUACACGACGGAGCCCGAGUGGGAACCGCAAAACGGAGCUGGUGUUGUUAGGCUGCGGUGCGGCUUUGGCUGCCGUGGCUUUAGGCCAUAACCUAUUGGAACUUGUGCGUGUGGAGGAAAGCGUGCGCCCGCGAUGGGAAGGGCUGUUUCACCGUACUGGCAGUCAGAGUCGCGGUGCCAGCCCACCCACACGCAAACUUUUCAAACGGGAAAGCCCCCGUCGACCGCCGCCUCUGCCCUCUUCCCUCACACUGCUGUCUCUCUCGUCUGUCUCUGACUGUAACUCAACCCGGUCUCUCCUUCAGUCUGACAGCGAAGAGCUACUUGUGCUCCGCCCACCUACCCCACAUGCCCCACCAACUGUACAGACUCCGCCUCCUCUGAACCCACUGGUUAACACCCACCUGGAGAGCUUCAAGCGUCAUCCUCGACAGUCUCUCACGCCUACACACGUGCCCUCUGCACCCAGUGCCACCUGCAAGCUUCAUCGCACACCUUCAGAUGGCGCAAUAAAGACAGCAUGCCCAUCUGCUUAUAACAACCAUAAUUACAACCCAACCACGCCCUCCAAAACAUUGCAGGAGCACUCAGUGAGUCCAAGGAAUCUAAGCGAGGACCCCACAGAAGUGCCCCGUUUGCCUGACCCUAAUUUAAUAUUUCCACCUACGCCACGUCGGCGCUUCCAACCUGAGCGGCCCAAGACUCUUGAUUUCAUGGCUAGGCCCCGCCCUUGUCCCCGAGUACGCUGUGGAUCCCAGUGGGGUGAAUCCCCUGCUCAUACCUCCAGCACUGAAACCCCAUCCACUGUGGAGUUUGGAGGAGCUGUGGCCGUCCUGCCUACUCCAAUGCAACAACCAACCCCCUGUUCCCCUUGGGUGAAUGACAGCCUUUUGGACCAACAGGAUGAGGGACAGUGCAAGGAUGGGACACGACCUCUCUCAUCGGAUCGUAAUUUAACCCGAGACUCACCUUAUAGAGUGCGGCCAGGGUUCUGUUCUUGAUUUCAGUCUGAG